Aspergillus melleus is the source of this 1359-nucleotide messenger RNA. Its product is annotated as fungal specific transcription factor domain-containing protein. Lineage: Eukaryota; Fungi; Ascomycota; Eurotiomycetes; Eurotiales; Aspergillaceae. Bases 1 to 1359 code for a protein of 452 amino acids. The record is from RefSeq and is a predicted model, not a curated record. Gene Ontology annotation, biological process: DNA-templated transcription. The transcript is spliced from 2 exons. Gene Ontology annotation, molecular function: DNA binding; zinc ion binding.
AUGUCGGUGGUUAUGGAAAAUCACUAUAGUCAGGAGACCUGCGAUGGGGAAGGCUCAACGAUUAGUAUUCUCCUGUUCCAGGCUGUGAUGUUUGCAGGCGCGAUAUUUGUGGAUGUUAAGCACCUCUAUGGCGCCGGCUUCCUGUCCCGACGAACAGCAUGCACAACACUUUAUCGCCGAGUUCGGGCGCUUUAUGACCUCGACUGCGAAGAUGACCAGCUGAGCGUGAUGCAAAGCCUCCUACUCAUGUCUUACUGGUACGAAGGUGAUGAUUCACAGAAGGGCGGCCGCCACUGGAUAGAUGUCUGCAUCUUGCUAGCAAGAGUCAAUAUACUAGGUUUUGACUGGCCUAAGAAGCAAGGUGGCCAAUGGAGGCUGCGGAAGCGACUCUGGUGGUGCAUUUACACGCGAGAUAAACUUGUCGCUUUAGGGCUACAGCAAUUUCCGAGUAUCGAAGAAGAAUUUGCUUCGGAGAUACCAAUGAUCACGAUCGAUGACUUUGCCCCCCUUCUGUUGCCAAUUGAAAUGGAGGAUGUUACUGCUCAUCAAGACAGCCUGAGGCGGAUUUACAUUGAGAAAGUGAAGGUCUGUCGGUUCGUUAACCGUGCUCUCCAUCAGUGGAGAUACCAACAAAAUCCCGAUGACCAGCUUCUGAUUAGAAUCGCCGAAGCAAACCUGGAUCUGUGCCGACAAGACCUGCUUCAGUGGCAAAUGAAUCUCCCUCUAGAUCUCGUUUAUCACGUUGAACUAUCUCCUCUGCAAAAUCAAGCAGACCGUAUCCUUCAUUGCCACCGAGCAUGGCUCAGGCUAGCUUUCCUCGAGAUUCGCUUUACCGUUCAUCGCCAAUUGCGGGCACUCCACGGAAACACAGGUUACCUUUCGCAUGAGGCAGAACAGUCGCUGGAAGAAUCGCUACAAUUAGAUGCAGUGCAAGUAACCGACGUUCUUCAGGACCUGUAUUAUCAGAAACUUCUUUACUCUCUUCCAACGACUAGUGUCGCCGUGAUUUGCCGCACGUGUCUCACGCUUUUGGGAGGAAUGAACUCAAGUUUACCCGACAGUGGCAGGGCGCUAGUCCAACGCUUUAAUCUUUGCACCUUUGCAUUGAAGCAACUGAGUACGUUGUAUGGAUCAGCUGUCUUCCUAGUCUCAGUCCUGGGUUUGAAAAAACAACGGUUCAGACACAAUGGGUACACAUCCAUGAAAGAUAUCUUGUCUCACAUUGAUCUCGACACCCUGAGUCAACUGACCUUACUGGGUUCGGAUUAUCCGGCUUCAACAGUUCUGAGCAUUCGCGAUCCAUACUGUCUGCAGGUUGUGUCAACUUUGAAGUUACAGCGGGACAGAUUGAGCUCUUGA